This is a messenger RNA of Phoenix dactylifera (date palm), 1394 nucleotides long. RefSeq names its product Cytochrome b561/ferric reductase transmembrane with DOMON related domain-containing protein. Lineage: Eukaryota; Viridiplantae; Streptophyta; Magnoliopsida; Arecales; Arecaceae. The record is from RefSeq and is a predicted model, not a curated record.
CUUUCACUAAAAAAUUGCUCUCCAGCUGCUCAAAUCUACUGGCGCCUAUAAACAUCACAACACAACCCAGGAUCCCACCAUCGAUCCCAGCUCCUAAGACGAGUGGAGUAAGAUAGAGAAGUGAUGGAGAUGGAGAAGGCUUCUUCCCUCCACACACUCUUCCUCUUCUUCCUUGGUUUCACUUUCACCUCCCUUGUGAAAUCCCAAUCAGACUCCUGCUCCUCCAAGCUAAGUGUCAGCCAUCUCAUCCCUUUCAACACAUCCUCCCUCAAAUGCUUCUCUGCAUGGAGUUCGCAAGAUUUCAUUCUAAGGUACGAGAACGCAGGUUCCAAUGUAUGGAGCUACGUCCUCUCGGCGCCCGACACCGGAUCGUACAUCGCAAUCGGGUUCUCGAGUGACGGCAGCAUGGUCGGCAGCAGCGCGAUUGCCGGAUGGAUCACCAGCAGUGGCCCAGGGAUUGUGAAGCGAUACUAUCUUGGUGGGACGAGCUCGAAGCGGUGUCCGCCGGACCAAGGGAGCCUAGAUCCAGUCCCGGGCAGGUCGUUGAUCACGGCGCAGGGCUCCCGGCUGUUCCUCGCCUUCCAACUCAACGGUGCCCAGCCUCCACAGAGGCUGAUCUAUGCGGUGGGGCCUCAGAACAACCUGCCCUCGUCCGACGGCUACUUGCCAAGGCACAGGACUAUGGCAUCAGGUUCCAUCAAUCUUUCCGGCGGCAGCGGCGGCGACGGUGAGAAGGAUGAGGAUGGAGGAGGAGCCACAGGAGAUGUGGUAGAGGGAGAUGCUUCGAGCUUUGAUCUCGAAAAGAAGCACGGCAUACUGGUCAUGCUAGGAUGGGGAGUCCUGAUGCCAAUAGGGAUGAUGAUGGCCCGAUACUUCAAGAAGUUCGAUCCAUUCUGGUUCUACUCACACAUCUCAAUCCAGGGGAUCGGUUUCACUCUCGGAGUUGCUGGUAUAAUUCUCGGGUUUAAACUCGAUGACGACGAAGGCGAAGGCGACAUAGACACUCACAAGAACCUCGGUAUCUUCAUCCUGGUGUUCGGCUGCCUCCAGGUCAUGGCAUUUCUUGCCCGGCCUAAGAAGGACGCUAAGGUGAGGAGAUACUGGAAUUGGUAUCACUUCUGGGUUGGAAGAGCAGCCAUUGCUUGUGCAGUAGGGAACAUCUUUUAUGGGCUCGACUUGGCAGGGGAGGAUAGUUCAUGGAGCAUCGGAUAUGGGAUUUUCCUUGGGGUUUGGGGUCUUUUUUGCCUUGUUCUUGAGGUGAGGAGGUGGAUGGAUGCAUGAUAUCUGUGGUCGGUGUGGGGGUGCGUGCCAUGUAUAGUUGUUAUUUGUUAUUUGUUAUCGGUCUUGUAGCAUGUCAUGAGCACAUUAUAGAUUACAUAUACUUUAAUAUGAGC